CUGUGGUAGAGAAAACAUGUCCUUCUACCUUUUGAAGAAUCCAAACAGUCAUAAUUCAGUGGUCAAGAACACUAGGGGUAACAAGGUAUCUAAUAAGAUAGCAGUAUAGACAUACUGUAAGGCAGUUUGCUUUUCAGUCAGCGCAGAAUGUUGCAGAGCACAUAAAGAAUCAAGAGUCAUAGGAGGGGUUAUAUUAGACCAGGUGAGUGGUGGUACUAUAGGAGUUCGAUUAUUAUACCAGAUGAUUGUUUCCAUGCCACUAACAAUAUAGUGGUAGUGGCAUGGAAACAUUCAGACUUUCCUCUGAUAAGAAGUAUGUAACGGUUAUUUGGAAACAUUUCAACGGUUCCUCCCAGGUACCACCCUAAUGCUAAGAGAGAAGGGAACCCUCCUUUUUUUUUUAUUACCUUUUAAUGAUCGUCUACUCUUUUAUUUACAUUUUCAAAUGACUACAGGAACUAUUUGCUGACUGUGAACUUGCUUUUUCAUCGCUGUCUGAAAACCCCUUCGCUUCUGAUUUUAAACACCUGCUACAUGACUGCGUGAUUCACAGAGGGAAGGCAAGCAAUUCCUUGUGUGAGUGCAUGAAAAUGGCCAAAGCCGUGAUUCCAGUAGAACUCUUCACCGUGGAAAAUUUCAACUGUUCAGUGUGUCUGGAUCUCCUGAAGGAACCGGUGACUACUUGCUGCGGCCACAGUUUCUGUAAAGUGUGUAUUAAUGGCUUCUGGGAUCAGGAGAACAAGAAGGGCUGCUACAGCUGUCCUCAGUGCAGAAAGACUUUCACUCCGAGGCCUGAUCUCUAUAAAAACAGCAUGUUGGCUCAAAUGGUGGAGAAACUGAAAGCUCUGUCUGCUGACUGUUACGAUGGAGCUUCUGAAUCCCGUCUGACCUCCUUGUGUGAAACUCAUCUACAACCUCAUCUUGAAGUUCCUAUUUUGAAAAAACAGACUUCAAUCGAAUCAAAACUGCAGUUGGAUAAACACAAAGGCCAUUACUCUGUAGCACUUUCAGCAGUGAGAACUGAGAAGCAGCAAAUGGUUUCCACCUCAGAGCCAAAGAGCAGAGAUGAUUUUCUGAAAUACUACUGUUAUCUGACACUGGAUCCCAACACAGCGCAUAAAUUACUCGUUCUGUCCGAGAAGAACCGAGUGGCGUCAAGCAGCUGUAUCCUGCGUAUGUACUACGAUCAUCCAGAGAGAUUUGACUCCUGUUAUCAGGUGUUGUGUAAGGAGGGUGUGAUUGGGCGCUGUUACUGGGAGGUAGAGUGGAACUGUCAGGCGGCCAUGUUCAUCUCAGUUUCAUAUAAAGUGAUCAGGAGACAAGGACAGGGUGUAGAGUGCGAGUUUGGAGGCAACAAUCAGUCUUGGAGUCUGUGUUGUUCUUCCUCAUCUGUCUACUUCUAUCACGACAACCUUAAAACUGAUCUCAAAGUUGCACCAUCCCCCAGAAUAGGAGUGUAUGUGGACCACAGCGCAGGGAAUCUGUCCUUCUACAGCGUCUCCGAUGCGAUGAGUCUCAUCCACAGUGUCCACACCACAUUCACUCAGCCGCUGUAUGCUGGGUUUGGGGUUUAUGGAGGAGUUGUGAGGUUGUGUGAUGCCAAAUAACGGCGAACCAAAAAGUCCUGCAUGUUCCCUUAUAAUUCUGCAAUUUCUAAUUGAAACUGUAAACGUUAAAGCACUGGGUUUAGAGUUUGGGAAUUUUUUUUUUUGUGAUAUCUGCUGUGUAUAAAGUAAACUAUGAUGUGAAAUAUUUUCAAAAAAGAAAAAAAGUGCUGAUUAAUUAAAAACUAACGUUUUUAGUUGAAUUGUAUUUAGAAAUGCAUGUUUUUUUUUUAAUUAGCUACUAAUUCUGUGUAAAAAAGAAAGAAACAAAAAAAGAAGUCUAAGCCAUUGAAAUGAAAGUGAAAGAUUUUUUUUUUUACACACACAAAUUAUCCAUCGAAAUCACAUAACUGUAACACAAAUACCUUUACAGUAUAUUACAGUUGGUGGCUCAGUAAUAGGUGGACUGGGUAUCCCGCGGAGGCGACCCCUUGCCGGGAGCAGCCGAAAAACCAACAACAACAGCUCCCACUGAAACCCUAAUGGCUGUAUUAAAAAAGAAAUCUCCAUCAAAAGGAUUUUUUUUUAAGUCUACUGAUUUUGAGUUUAAGGUGUUGGAUCCUCCAAUACAUCAGUGUUUGAUUGAUGAUACUUAUAGUUAGUAAAUUAGUAACCAGUAUUAGGAUCACACCAGUAACGCACUUUUGUAAGUCGCUCUGGAUGAGAGUGUCUGCCAAAUGCCUAAAUGUAAAUGUUAAAUUUUAUUAUUUCGUUUGGAAUUUGUGCCUGUAAAAUAACGUAUAUAAUAUAAAAUAAUGAUAGUCACGUUAUAUGAUUGUGUGAUAUAACUGUAUUACAUGAUGUGCCUGUACUGUAACACAUAUGAAUUGUUUCAGCAUGAAAACAAUAAAUG
Messenger RNA from Clarias gariepinus (North African catfish), 2457 nucleotides. Its product is annotated as zinc finger protein RFP-like. The transcript has 5 exons. Gene Ontology annotation, molecular function: protein binding. The record is from RefSeq and is a predicted model, not a curated record. Lineage: Eukaryota; Metazoa; Chordata; Actinopteri; Siluriformes; Clariidae. Bases 585 to 1607 code for a protein of 340 amino acids.